Cyprinodon variegatus (sheepshead minnow) is the source of this 5748-nucleotide messenger RNA. It is a transcript of the gene arvcfb, whose product is annotated as armadillo repeat gene deleted in velocardiofacial syndrome. The record is from RefSeq and is a predicted model, not a curated record. Gene Ontology annotation, biological process: cell-cell adhesion; cell-cell junction assembly. Gene Ontology annotation, molecular function: cadherin binding. The coding region runs from base 454 to 3177 and encodes 907 amino acids. NCBI's taxonomy places the organism in Eukaryota, Metazoa, Chordata, Actinopteri, Cyprinodontiformes, Cyprinodontidae. The transcript has 20 exons. Gene Ontology annotation, cellular component: plasma membrane; nucleus; cytoplasm.
UUACAUAUUAUAAUAAUAAAAAAAAUAAACUUUUUAACCAGCUGAGUUACUUUAGUUUUUUUUUUAUAUAUGGCACUGGACUGAAGAUCUACACAGAGCUGGCAGGAAAAAACGGAGAUUCUGGAUUUGUGAGAGAAAAGAAGAAAAGAAGAAGAGAGUAUUUUCUGCAGCAGCCAAGUUGCAUGAAUAAAAUCUGGGUAUUUGUGUGGGUCUGUUCCGCUCCUCAGACAGGAGCACAGUCACUUCGCCUUCGAGGACAACGAUGAGCAGGAGAAGCUGAGGAACAGCAGCUGAUUGUGACAUCGCUCGGAGCUUUGUAUGGGUCAUUCUCAUCAACCAAAGACUGAGCAAACAUCUUGACUCCAGCAGAGCUACAGCUGUCCUCAGCCUGGUUGUGGUCUGAGGGGACUCACAUCAAAGGAGCAGAGCCCCAGUAACGCCACACCCCUGGCCAUGAUGCAGGAGCCGCAGGAGGUGGUGGAGGAAACGGUCACCAUAGAGGAGGACCCCGGCACCCCCACCUCCCACGUCUCGGUGGUCACCUCUGAUGAUGGAACCACGCGGCGCACAGAGACUAAGGAUAUGUCAACCAAUGUGAAGGUGACCAAGAUGGUGAAGACGGUGACUACCAGAACGGUGCGUCAGGUUCCCCUGGGGCCAGAUGGCUUACCCCUACCUGAAGGCUCAUCCCCUUUGAGCAGCUACACCGAUUCCAUUGACCGACGAUACAUGAAGAACGGAGGUGAACGCUUCAUCACACCCCAAGCGACUUCGACCCUGACACGUGGCUAUAACAACUCUUACAACGACUCAUACGGGGAAACACCGGAGAGCCAGUACAUCCGCCACUAUGGCCUGCAUGACGGCUACGCCGAUUUGACAGACAACUAUGGCAGCCUGUCGCGGGGCAUCAACUUCCGGCCGCCGCGUUACCCCUACAUGCCCAACAGCUACCGUCCGGAGAACAGCUACACUCUGCCUAUUCGCAAGGACGACUACGGCCACGUGGCGCAGCCUCAGGUGCCUAUGGGGAGCAGCACAGUGGAUCUAAACCGCUCCCAACCAGAGCGAUUUCAACCUGAGCCGUACGGCUUGGAGGAUGAUCGACGCAGCUUGGGACCUGAAGAGGAGGAGCCGUACGAGCUAGAACCCGACUACUCCACCGCCAGCCGCCGAACCCUGCCGGGGACUAACCGCAGCCGCACUCACAGGGAACCUCUACGUGACAUGCACAGGGUCAGAGGGUACCCAGAUGACCCCAUUGAGGCAGAGCUGAUUGAUGAGCGCCACCCUUACAUCCAUGGUAUGUAUUCAGCACCGCUUGCUCAGCCUGAGAGAGGAAGCAUGGCCAGUCUGGACCGAAUGGCUGGCAGACGUUCCCCUUCCAUCGACAGCAUCCGCAAGGACCCACGUUGGAGGGACCCCGAUCUCCCCGAGGUCAUUGCCAUGCUGGGUCACCCUAUUGACCCGGUGAAGUCCAACGCCGCUGCCUAUCUGCAGCACCUGUGCUAUGAGAACGACAAGAUAAAGAAGGAUGUUCGCCAGCUGAAGGGGAUUCCUGUUCUGGUAGGGCUUUUGGACCACCCCAAAUCCGAGGUUCACCGCAAAGCCUGUGGAGCGCUUCGGAACAUCUCCUACGGCAAGGACAACGAGAACAAAGUGGCCAUCAAGAACUGUGAUGGUAUUCCAGCCCUUAUCCGUCUGCUGAGAAAGACCAAUGACAUGGAGGUUCGAGAGCUGAUCACCGGUACUCUGUGGAAUCUGUCAUCCUAUGAGCCCCUGAAAAUGGUGAUCAUCAACCAUGGGCUGCAGACCAUGACCAACGAGGUCAUCAUCCCCCACUCUGGUUGGGAGCAUGAACCCAACGAGGACUCGAAGCCACGUGAUGCAGAGUGGACUACCGUCUUCAAGAACACGUCCGGCUGCCUUAGAAACGUGAGCUCAGACGGCGCAGAGGCCCGGCGCAGACUGAGAGAAUGCGAUGGACUGGUGGACGCUCUGCUGCACGCUCUGCAAUCUGCUGUAGGGAAGAAAGACAUGGACAACAAGUCUGUGGAGAAUUGCGUUUGCAUUAUGAGGAACCUCUCCUAUCACGUGCACAAAGAGGUGCCAGGAGCUGAGAGGUUCCAGGAUCCCUCAGCUCUGCAGGCUCCUGGGUCUGCAGGACCGCAAAGGAAAAAGAAGGAUGACGCUGGCUGCUUUGGAGGGAAGAAGGCCAAAGAGGAAUGGUUUAAUCAAGGCAGGAAGAAUGGGGAAAAUGACAAAAACUACGACACAUUGGAUCUGCCUAAACGUACAGAGCCUUCCAAAGGCUUCGAGUUGCUGUACCAGCCAGAAGUGGUGAGGCUCUACCUGUCUCUGCUGACCGAGAGCCAGAACUACAACACCCUGGAGGCAGCUGCAGGGGCUCUGCAGAACCUCAGCGCUGGACAGUGGACUUGGUCCAACUACAUCCGAGCCACGGUGCGGAAGGAGAAAGGUCUCCCCAUCCUGGUGGAGCUGCUGCGUUCCGACUCUGACAAGGUGGUCCGAGCUGUGGCCAUCGCUCUCCGCAACCUCUCCAUUGACCGACGCAACAAGGAUCUGAUUGGAAGCUACGCAAUGCGGGACCUUGUCAGCAACCUGCCAAGUGGUCAGCAAAGACCAGCCAAGAACCUGGAGGAGGACACCGUGGUGGCCAUCCUCAACACCAUUCACGAGAUUGUGACGGACAGCUCGGAAAACGCUCGCUCCCUCAUCCAGGCCCAGGCCAUCGAGAAGCUGGUCGCCAUCAACAGGACGAGCCAAUCAGCUCGUGAAACAAAGGCGGCAUCACAUGUACUGCAGACGGUUUGGAGCUACAAGGAGCUGAGGAACGCUUUGGCAAAAGACGGUUGGAACAAAAGCCACUUCCAGCCCACUGUGACGGCCACCCCUAAAACCACCAAGAAUGGAAAACCAGGUUAUGACGACACCACCCUGCCGCUGAUGGAGAAGAACCAAGAUGGUUACUCCACCAUUGACCAGAGGGACAAGGACUGCAAAUACAAAACAGACGACGGCUCUGCGGACCUGACAGAACGGGAACCAUUGAAGAAUGACACAAAUAGGAAACACUAUAUCAGGAGUAACAGGCCUGCGGUCAGUCUGGUGGACGCUUGUGAUGUUAAGCCUCAGCCUGUUGACUCCUGGGUCUAAGUGCAUGCAUGGCUUAAACCAGCAAUAGAGCGACAUCCCCGACUACAAGAGGAUCCCUCAUAUCACCACUGCCAUUUCACAAGAGCUCACCUUUGGAGCGGGACUUUGAACAGAGAAGAGCAUUUAAAACAAAAUAUACGGCCACAGCAGAAACAACCCAGCAGCAGUCAUGUUUUACAACGGAGGAAAAAAAAGACAAAAAAAAAAAAAAAAGAGUACUGACACUUCCUACUCUUUCAUAUCUACAUUCCUCGAUAUCAUGUGAAUUUUUACAGUGUUGACUCCUGCUCAGAGUAUAUUUGAUAGAAAUGGAAAGAGCAAAGUGAAUCUGAAAGGAAAGGAGAUGAGGAAAAGGACUUAAGGGAGUUUGAAUGGUUUGAAUUUGGUACGUUGUUAUGAAAAAGGAGCAGAGAAAAUGACAGAGGGAGGAGAAAAAUGAAAGGAAAGAACCGAGCCUGAGGAGAGCCCUAGCAUUGUAGAGGUAAACAGUUAUAUCCUUAAAAGCAAAACAAAAAAAAAUCUAUCUGGGUUCACUGUGUUCCUGUUUUUUAUGAACACAAAAGGAAGCGACACUGCUUUUACAUCAGGAGUGAGCAGCAGGUUAUCAGGGUUAUGGAACCAGUACGUAGGGAUCUGGGGAGAGGCUAGUGACGUUUCAUCCUCACACAGCAUCACAGGAGGAACAAAAUCCUGAGUGAGUUUCUGUUUGCUUCAGCCCGUAUGAAGCCGUCGGCUUCGCUCACUGCCGCCGGCUUUCUUUCAGUGUGAACUCUCAGGUUGUGUGUGGCGGUGCAGGUUUCGGCUGUUCGCUGGUCCUCUGUGUUGUGUAUCAAAGAGGAUUUAUGGCAUUAUGUUUAUAAAUGAUGUGUUUCUAAAAAGUGUUAAAGAAAUGGGGUUGGUCUAAAAGCAUUUACGUUGGAUUUUUUUUUUCAUAAAAAAAAAAUAAAAGAAAAAAAAAAAAAACCAAAGAAAAAAAAAAAAAAAAAAAGAAAAAUCUGAUUCCUUACUUGUAUAUCGAUAUCACCUUGUUUGGAAAGCACAUUUCAUCUGAUGAAGGCUCACUGUUGUUUGUAAACCAGAAAAAUAACCGUCUUGCAUAAUUUAAACGUGUGUCAAAUGUCGUCGAGCCAAACCGGCGAUCACCUAUUUAUAUUUUGUAUUUGUGGAAAAGGUCACAGAGACGAAGGUGUAUCCGUUUUGUUCUUCAUCACGCAGGUGGAUCCGUGUUUGUGGCAGCUCCUGUCUAUUCAAAACAGGAACAACAGGAGACUUUUAAUUUAAAGAAGAAGAAAACUAUACAUAUAUAUAUCUUCCUCAUGCGUUUGGGUGUUUCUAUUACCAUCACCCCCACCUUGUCUGCAGCAUCUUCAAGGAGAUGAUCCAGUUGUUGGCAUGCAGAUCUUUCUACUCUAUUCUGUUCUUUUCAAGUGCCAGUUUUUCUUUGUGAGGUCAUUUGGAUGUUACUUAACCCACUCGUGCAGAAAGAGGGUUGCUAACGGCUAGAGACAAAAGGACAGUGUGUAAAUUAAAGAUGGGUCAUAUAUAAAUAUAUAUAUAUUUUUUACGGUUGAGAUGCAGAAUCGUGUUGCCAUUACGGAGAAUCGAACCCGAUCUGAUUUCAUGUGUCAGUCGAGGCGAACGGCAUGUGCCUGCGUUCAAGUCUGCUUUUAUUUUGGUUUUUGUUUGUGACGUAUGUGACUUUGUAAAGCUUGCAUCUUUUACAGUGUUUACAAAGGUGUACGUUGUGGUAAAAAAAAACAAACUAUUAAAAUAAUUGUUUCUGUAUGUUAAAACCCAAACAAACAAACAAAAAAAAAAACCUCCCAACUGUUCAUAACCCAAACGACCCUUAUGUGCGUCCUCAGACACGGGGGCUUCUCAUUGGAUGAAGACCCAGGUGACUGUCUCAUUCUUGAAUGCACUACCACAACCAAAGGAUCAGGAGUCGGACUCGUGGUUUCUAAAGUAAUAAAAGGCUUCUGGGUUAUGUGAAUGUGCGGCCUGUUGUUCAUUUACAGAACAUAGAGCUGUAAGACCCACAGAGACACCAGGAAUCAAACAGACCUACCUGUGUAGAUACAACAGAUUCCAGACCGCCAAACUACAGUAACUGAGUAGCAGAUGUGUUUGUACCUAUCAUGUGCCUUAAUCUUUUCCAUGCUAGAUAAAGAUAACUGUGUUUUAUAUAAAUCCAUUCCACAUCUUCCCCCUUCCUUCCCUGUAUCAGCCCCCCCUCCCACCAUCCAGCUCAUCCAUUCAUCCAUCCAGGCCCCUCUCCCCUGGCUGUCCCCCAUCCUAAGUAGUUUAGACUGUUGGCGGGUUGCUGCCUUGUAUUACAUUGUACUAUAAACUUUUAAUGAGUUAGAGCGCAUAUGACAAAUGGAUUUGAUUUCCUAGAAGUAAAGCUGUUGGAGCUUUCGUAGCGAGCAGAAGCGAUGCCGGAGUGACAGAAUGUAUUAUGUUAAUUUUACUAAUACCCAGAGGCAAAUAUUACGCUUGUUAAACAUACUGGAAAAAUACUGGUUUGUAGAGUAUAAAUUUGGUGUGUUUUCAAUAAAUCAUGCCUGGAAA